Daucus carota subsp. sativus is the source of this 1096-nucleotide messenger RNA. RefSeq lists its product as uncharacterized. The transcript has 4 exons. Bases 298 to 963 code for a protein of 221 amino acids. NCBI's taxonomy places the organism in Eukaryota, Viridiplantae, Streptophyta, Magnoliopsida, Apiales, Apiaceae. The record is from RefSeq and is a predicted model, not a curated record.
ACUCCACUAUUAUAUAUAGUGAAAGAGGAAUAUAAGGAGAUCGAGCAAUAUGCCAGUUCAACCAAACCUAGCUGUGUAUCAAGUUUUAGCCUUCCCUUUAAAACACUAGCUCCUCGCUUGUCACCUCCCCCUGUGCAUGAAGCUCUUCCAGGAGAAAGAUUAUUCUCGUGGCCCGAACAUAAUGACAUACUGAGGUCUGAUAAAACAAGCGAACAAACAAAAUAAAGAUGCGUUUAUUGACCACUGGUUGAUCGAUCGAGAGCUUGUUGAUCAAGAACAAUACUAUACAUAAGGUGAAUGAUGGAGAAGUUUUCGGGUUUUUCUGAUAAGGAAUACAUGAAGAUGGCCAUGUUGAAACACGAAGAAAUGUUCAGAGAACAGGUUUACGAACUCCAUCGCCUGUAUCGUGUGCAGAAGUUACUCAUGAACAACAUUUCAAGAAACAAAGAAAAUGAAAUGAAGAGUCAAGAGAGAUGGAUCAAGAGGGACGAAAACAUUUCAAUUUACAACAAUAAUUCACACUACCCUCAUCAACCACCAGGCCAGAGGCUUGAUCUAGAGCAGCCUGCCGAAGAACAUAGCACAAAAUUUGAUUGCAAUGGAGGACUCGACAUCGAGGACGAGUGUGACAUUGAGCUGACAUUAGGCCCCUCGAGUUACAAUCCGACGAGGAAGGCCAAAACGCCGCUAACAUCAGAUUCUGGACUUAGUUUCUCUUCUUCAUCCUCUGGCUCCAGCAGUGUCAGAAGAAGAGAUAACUCAGAUGGUAUCCGGAGGAUCACGGAUAAAAUUACGAAAAAAGAACUAACAGGACACAACUGGGGACUUGUUGAGGUGCCUUCUUCGAGCCCGAGUUUUGUGAAUGGUAGAAAGAUGGGUACAAAUGACAGUGAACAAUUGAGGCAAGAUAGACUACAGCAGCCUCCUUGGUUAUUCCAAGUUUUAAGUAUGAACAUUACUUGAUGAGUAAAAACUUAUGUAUUGCUUGGUGUUUCAAGAUAUUUAUGACUUGUAUCCAAGAAUUAACUGAUUUGUGAUUAUUGUACUUUUGUUGUAGAACCUUUCAUGUUUAUCAGUCUUGUGUGAAGUUUAGUCA